GGGAAGGACCUGGGGAGGGAUGUGAAACUUGGCCCCGCUGGGCUGCCCAUCCGGGUCCCUGGCGAAGGACAGGAGCUGAGUCCAGUUGGAGUGGACCCCGGAGGCAGGGACACCAUGAGAGCCCCUCGGGGGUGGCUGGUGGUCUGUGUGCUGGCCGUAAUCCUGGCCUCUGCAGUGACCCAGGACGUGUGUCGAGCGCCCAACGGGAAGGAUGGGCUCCCAGGAAAACCGGGGCGACCUGGGCGGCCUGGCCUCAAGGGAGAACGGGGAGAGCCGGGAGCCGCUGGCAUCCGGACGGGCAUCCGAGGCCUCAAAGGAGACCAGGGGAAGCCUGGGCCUCCAGGAAACCCGGGCAAAGUGGGCUACCCAGGGCCCACCGGGCCCCCGGGGGAACAAGGUGCCUUAGGACCGAGGGGCAUGAAGGGCAACCCAGGGAACAUCAGGGACCAGCCCCGACCCGCCUUCUCGGCCGUUAGGCGGAACCCCCCGGCGAGCAGCAGCAACGUGGUCAUCUUCGACACGGUCAUCACCAACCAGGAAGGCCGUUACCAGAGCCAGUCGGGACACUUCCUGUGCUCCGUACCCGGCUUCUACUAUUUCACCUUCCAGGUGGUCUCCAAGUGGGACAUCUGCCUGGCCAUCGUGUCCUCCUCCCAGGGCCAGCUCCGCCGCUCCCUGGGCUUCUGCGACAUCCAUAGCAAGGAGCAGCUCCAGGUAGUGUCGGGCGGCACCGUGUUCCAGCUGCAGCAGGGCGACCAGGUCUGGGUGGAGAAGGACCCUGCUAAGGGCCGCAUCUACCAGGGCCCCGAGGCCGACAGCAUCUUCAGCGGCUUCCUCAUCUUCCCGUCCGCCUGAGCUGGGAUUGCCUGCCGCCACUGCCCCCACGGCCACCACCACCCCCUGGCCUCCUUCCUCCCCGCUUCCCAGGCUCCUCUGUUCUGCAGAAUGGGAUGCUACUGCUCUAGGCACCCAAGGCCCGAGGCUGGGUCCCACCUACCCAGGACCUUCGACCUCUGCACCCUCCACAGCCCUUCCUGAAAUAAAGGCCCUCGUCUGUCUUCUGGGUUUCAAGUGUA
Messenger RNA from Fukomys damarensis (Damara mole-rat), 1076 nucleotides. It is a transcript of the gene C1qa, whose product is annotated as complement C1q A chain. Lineage: Eukaryota; Metazoa; Chordata; Mammalia; Rodentia; Bathyergidae. The record is from RefSeq and is a predicted model, not a curated record. Bases 115 to 855 code for a protein of 246 amino acids. The transcript has 3 exons. Gene Ontology annotation, molecular function: protein binding.